Molecule: messenger RNA, 2751 nt
Organism: Eimeria mitis
Lineage: Eukaryota; Apicomplexa; Conoidasida; Eucoccidiorida; Eimeriidae
Product: Ras family domain-containing protein, putative
Exons: 2
Coding region: 1-2751 (916 amino acids)
Molecular function (GO): GTPase activity; GTP binding
Source: RefSeq, a predicted model, not a curated record
AUGACUCGUCCUGCGCCCAUUGGCAGCAGUGCACUUGGACCUGCAGCAGCAGACGGCAUGCGGCUUUCUAGUGGGGGCCUCCUCUCCGGAUGGGACCCUGAAGGAAAUGAAAUAAAUGCAGCCGCAGAGCUAAGAGGGGGGCCCAAUUUCGGCGGCCCCCAUAGGGUUGCUUCGGUGCUGGAGGCCCUGAGAGGUGCUGGCGGACUGCAGGCCACUCGCCGGCUUAAGGCGCAGCAGCACCGGCCGCACGUGGGCGGCUCCACGGAAGCAGCAGCAGCUGGUGGGAGAGAAGGAGGAGCAGCACGGGAGGGCCCCAUACGCCUUGGUGUAACAGCUAGGCCCCCUUACGAGCUACCGCGGAGUCAUGCAGCACCUCGGGGGCUCUCCGUGGCAGCAGCUUCCCGCCGCAGCGGCCCCUCACCUUGGGGCCCUUCAACAGGGCCCCUCCCAUCUCUGGAGGCCUCCCAGGCUGGACAAUCUGCUCUGUGGGCGCAGGUUGGGCUAUCUGCCUCUUCUGUAUUCCAGCGCUCAAUUUCGUUUCCCCUUUUGCCUCCUGCGGGGCCUCUUAUGCCUCCAGUUAGCAGCAGCAGCGGGGCCCCCACGUCCUACUACCCAGGGGCCCCCGACUGCAGCAGCAAGUGCCAAGCAAGUGAAAAAGAUGAGCAGAAGACACCGCAACGACCCAGCUUCUCUGCUUUGCCGUGGGCUCGCCCCUUCAGAAGCUCCACGCGGCGCCUUUGGUCCUCUCCAGGCUCAUUUGCUUCUCACCGCGGGCCUCCGGGUCCCCCCUUGGGGGCCAUAUGGGGCCCUCAGGCUCCCCACCUGGGGCCACCAGGGACCCACCUGGGGCCUCCAGAGCCUUUAGGGCCCCCUGCUCCGCCGCUGGCCAGCAGACUGAAGGUGCACGGAGGUCAGGGAUUGAGGCUCCAGCACCGGGCAAGCGCUGGAGACCUGCUGCAGCAGCGGCUGCAGCAGCAGCAGCAGCAGCGGCAGCAGCGGCCUGGGGUGGUGCGCCGUGAGGCGUCUUGGGCGCAGUUCUUUCGGGGCCCCCGAGAGCAGCAGAACAGCAAAAGAGAAGAAAAGGGAGGGGACAGACCGACAACUGAAACCCGGAGGCCCGUUGCCUCUUGGAGCCUACUCACUGUCCACAACUUCUCAGGCGCAGCAAAAGCAGCAGCAGCUAAAAAAAAGUGGCCGACAGCAGCAGCAGCAGCAACAGCAGCAGCAGCUCCAGGUUUCUCUUUCUCGUCGAAGGGAACAGCUGAGCAGCAGACGGAGGAAGAGGCCGGGGGCCCCCUGGAUGCCGCUGAAAUGAACCUACCGAGGCCGCAAGAUAUUGCAUGCGCUGCACUCGAAGCAGCAGCUACUGCGGCUGACUCUUUGGCGGCCUUUGCUCCACACGUACAGGCAACUGCUGCAGCAGCGGCAACACCUGCAGCGGCAAUUGCUGCUGCUGCUGCUGCUUUAGUUAGGGGGAAACCUAUGCUCAACAAAAUAUCGAAGACAACAAAGGAAAAUCCAGGAGUUGCAGAGAACGGGUUAGCAGCAGCAACAGCAGCAACGACAUCAGCAGCAAGCGUAGGAGCAGCUCCAGCAGUGGCAGCAGCAACUGCAGCAACAGCAGGAACCGACACGGAAACGACGGCUGCUCCUCCGCCCGCUCAGGCAAAUUCACCCACGCGAGAAACAGAAAAGGGAGGCGAGUUAGAAGCAGCAGCCGCAACAGAAGCAACUGCCAGAGCAACAGCAGUAGCAGCAGCAGCAACACCAUCAACAGCAGCAGCAGCAGCAGAACCAUCAACAAAAGCAGCAGCAGCAGCAGCAUCACCAGCAGCGGCAACGGCGACAGCAGAGGGGGGGUGUAAGAACAGCCUGCGCCAUCACUCUCGGCCUGAUGCUUCAGGCGUUGUGCCUCCCCUCGUUUGGCAAGGUCUUCCUGCAUCCGAUUCUACCCCUCAAACGCCCUGCAGCAGCAACAGCAACAGCAGCAGCAGAUGCAGCAGCAGUCAAAGCACCAGCAGAUGGGACCCUGCACCUUUAAUUCCCUCCAGCAGUUGGAAAGUUUUCGAUAUAAAGAGGCCCCUUAGACUGAAGAUCGUUACAGUGGGCCCCCAAGGCAGCGGCAAGAGUUGCUUAGUCCGGCGUUUCUGUGAGCGGCGCUUCGCGGGGAGCAUCUACGGGGCCCCAGGGUCUGGGGGCCCCCACGGGGGCCCCCAGGGUACGGUCACCAUCGGGUGGGACUUUGGGCUGCGGGAUGUGCAGCUCCCUACAGAUGAGACGGUUCGUCUGCAUUUCUUUGAUUUCUCUGGGGACCCCGUCUACGCAGAAGCUGCUGAGGGGGCCCUGGAGGGGGCAGAUGUGCUGCUAGUUGUAUAUGAUGCGAAGGACCCCAGGUCGUUGCAGGAGGCCUUAGAUACACUUGAGAUGGCGAGGGAAGCAGUAGGGGCUCAGGAAGCCCUCACUGCCUUGGUAGCAGCAAAGGCAGAUGGAUCUGCUGCAGCAGCAGCUGGCGCUGCAGCAGGAGAAGCAGCAGCAGCAGCAGCAGGAGCCCGCUUCUACGCAGCCUGCGCAGAGACGGCUGACGGUGUCGACACACUCUUCCUUGAAACAGCAGCAGAAGCAGCAGCUGCAGCACGCGCCAGAGCCGCUGCGCUUCUUGAACUCCAACCGCAGCAGCAACGACAGAAGCUGCAGCAGCAGCUGAUGCUGCCGCUCCAGCGCAACACCACAGGCAGUGAGCUCAGGAGUUAG